CCCUCACCCCAUGGGUUCCCCGCAGCCGCGGGCGCCGGGCUCCGGGCACCGCCUGCGUGUGGCGGCCGUGCCCGGGCGGUCGGGGAGGGCGAGGCGAGGCUCGGCCGCAGCUCCGGGAAGGGAGGUGCAGGGCGCCCCGCCCGCCCCGUGGUGGCGGAGCCAUGCUCCAUCCCCCACCCCCUUGGGGCGGGCGGAGGGGUGCGCCCGGCGGCCGCGGAGCUUCCCGGGGGAGCGGUGUGUGAGGGAAGGAAGGGGAGCCGCGCCGCAGAGCCGCGCCCGCCCGCCUCCGCCGCCCUUCCCCCGCUCCGCAGCCAGCGGGAAGCGGGGCCCCGUCAGCAGGGCCCGGGCGCGCCUCACGCCGAGGGGAGCCGCCGGAGGCGCCCACGGGUGUUAGAGCGCCCCGGAACCCCUCCGGUGUGCUGGUGGGGGCACCGUGGGGCUCCGGCCGGGCGCUGUGUGCCCCGGUGCGGCUCCGGGACCGGGCUGAGUCCCUGCUGUGGGUUCCCCUGCAGCGCAGGGAUGGGGGGUUAUUCGGGUGUUCCAGUAGCUCCUCUGUAAAUGCCGCCUUCGCGUUGUCUCCCAAACGUUGGAGUGCAUGCGCUACUUGCACGACUUGAGGGCAGAAGCGGUCUGAAGAGUCUUGAACCUUAUCUAUUUGCUGAGGAAGGAUCUCCCGUUCAUGGAGAUGUCAUUGAAUUCCAUGGACCGGAAGGAACAGGAAAAACAGAAAUGCUUUAUCACCUGAUAGCUCGCUGCAUCAUCCCAAAAUCGGGAGGAGGUCUGGAAGUGGAAGUCAUGUUCAUUGAUACAGACUACCAUUUUGAUAUGCUUCGUCUAGUUACCAUCCUUGAGAACAGAUUGGCGCAAAGGACAGAAGACAUGAUAAAGCAAUGCCUGGGAAGGCUCUUUCUGGUGAACUGCAAUAGUAGCACUCAGUUACUCCUCACUCUCUACUCUUUAGAAAACAUGUUCUGCAUUCACCCCUCUCUCUGCCUUUUGAUUAUAGACAGCAUAUCAGCUUUUUACUGGAUAGACAGAAGCAAUGGAGGGGAGAGUCUCACCUUGCAGGAGAGGAAUCUGAAGAAAUGUGCUAACUUCCUUGAAAAGCUUGUGAGCGAGCAUCACUUAGCCCUCUUUGCAACAACACAGACGCUUAUGCAGAAAUCUGCAAACUCUGCAGAAAGCUUUUUCCCUUCAAAACUGCCACACGAAACUGAUACAGACUAUAGACCAUAUCUUUGUAAAGCAUGGCAACAAAUGGUAACACACAGGGUAUUUUUCUCUAAGCAAUGUAAUUCUGGCAACAGCAAACGUUUUACAGUCACUUCUUGCCACCUCAAAAGAAACCAUGUAGUAAAACGUUCAUUUAGUAUUGCAGAAUGUGGAGUUCAGUUUUAAUUUCGGUUUGUUUUUUAAACGUGUAGCAAAUCCUGCUGCUUAAGGCCUCACUAGGUCUAAGUAGUUUUUAGUACCUUUUAAACUAGUUGGUUGUUGCUGGAUAAUUAAGAAUUUUUGUCACCAUUUUGUCACAAGAUUUUAAUUCAGUGAAGGGCAGGAAAUGUUAACAUGUUUGAAUUACUGUAGAUGUUCAGUCCAAACUAGUGAGGAAUGUUAAAAUUACUUGUUUGUACUUAAUGAAUGAAGAGAUUAAAUCAAGAAAAUCAUAAUGAAAGACAUUUUAAACUCCUGGUAUCCUUCAGUAAUCUAACCUAUGUGAUAUGUGGCCAAGUGCACUGACUUCAUUUCUGGGUCUUACUGUUUUACAAUCCUCUUCUUCCAACCUACAGAACUGGGAGCCUUGUUGUCCAUGGGGGAGACUGCAAAAAGGCAAGCGUUCGCUCUUUAGAAAUACUGGUCUAGGUUUAUUCCCGGUAGCCUGGGGCAUAUGAAAUGCAUUCACAACUUUGCCUGAAGAAGAGGAUUCAUUUUCACAGCCUGUUAAACAGUGGUAACCCUGACCAUGCUUCCCCAAGCUUGAAGCCUUUCUGUGUUAGCGUGUGCUUGGAGGAGUGAGGAUUUGCAGGUGUUUUGACCCUUACUAACCUCUGGGUCUGAAGAAUUUACAGCGAUCGCAGAAAUGGAGGCUUGAUUGCCUUCAGGAGCCCUGAAGGAAAACUAAGGACCCAGCUCUGGGUACCUGUGAGUUUGUGCUGCGUGCAGCAAACAGUUUAGGCUUUGAAAAUAAUGGCAUGUGGGUUAUGGGUUCUUCUGGGCACAGGGGCUUGGUUUUUGUUGUUUUUUUCCUUUUUUAGACGUAUGCACAGACAUAUGUUUGUGUUUUCUUUCUCUGCCCUCCCUCAUUAUUCCUUCCCACUUCUUUCUCUUCUCCCACUCUCUCCAAGAAAUCCAGGAAUGCCAUGCCUCUGGUCUUUACCAAUAUGUAUUUGCCACAUGUAGAACAUUUGUGUGCAGGAUUUGGCAUGCAACAUGUUGCAAUUCUGGCAAAGAAGAUUCAGAACUUAUGGGAAAUGCCCUACAGUUCUGGCAAAGAAUAGCAUAUUAUUUAUUAACCUAGAGUGCCCUUUGAAAGCUUCAAAGUGCUUUACAAGAAAGAAAAUUGCACACAGUGUAUUAUUUAAUACAAAAACUUACAUUAGCUUACAAAUUUAAAUUACUCAAACAAGGGGGAAAAUAUUUCUCACAGCAAUAUUCGUUCAGUCAUGUUGCACAGCAUGUUUCAUAGUUUAGAUUGAACAGAUUGUUAACAAAAAUGCAUAUUAAGAAGAAGUAUCUAGCAUAGUAUCUUUUUGAGGAGGAUGCCUAAAAACUCUGUUGUGAGAUACUUUAAUUUCCUAACUUCUGAAGCCAGCUUUUUCAAGCUGAAUGUACAUGUGGGUUCCCAGCUGUGUGUAGCUUGGCGUGCAUAGCCAGACCUCUGUGUGUAGAGCUAGGAGCAUGUACCUGUACUGUCAUUCACAGAAUGUGGCAUCUCUGUGAUUUGGCUGGAUUUCUGCACAGACAAUGAGCGUCCCACCUCUGACAGCAGCCAGUACCAAAGGUUUGGGAAGGAGUGUGAGACUAAUUGGUUUUCAUUGGCAUGGCCUCCCCAAGGAUGGGGCUUGGGGAGCUCCUAAGCAGAGCUGCAGUCAGACCUGUGUUUGAUAGGUGUUGAUCAGACCUAUCUUUCAUGAGUUCAUCCAAUCCAUUUUUAACCUACCCUUUUGGGUUCCACCGUGUUUUUUCAUAAUGACUUCAGUUUACUUAUUCUUUCUGUGAGGAAAUUUCCUUUUUUUCUUCCCCUCUCAUUUGAAACCUUCCAUCUGAAUGUUUCCUCAUGCUGUCACUUCUUUCACUGCGACACAUGAGCAAAGUUUGCCUUUUCACCAUCUCGGCAGAGGUGAUAACUUUUUAGACUGACACUUCAUUUGUGCUUUCUCUUCCAUCAACACCAAUACUUUAUUUCAGAACUUCCGUAAGUGCACAAAUACAUGAAAAACAUACAACUUAACCAUUCCUAGAUUGGACCCAAGGUAGAUGGUUUUACGUGAGUAGACACUUCCACUCGGAUUAAUUAUAGAGGGCUUACUUGAUUUUUUUUGUUAAAAAACAUUGGAAAGAUUUAAGUAGAAAUAAAGAACUUUUAAAUGUGAAAAUUACCAGACUGUAUACUUUCUAUCACAAAAAACCAUCAAUCCCCUUUUCUAUUGGAGAAUUCAGCUCUACUGAGAUUAACUGCUUUGUAAAAUCAUAUUUACUAAAAAAUGUGUUUGGGGAAAAAAAAAACCCAAAACCCAAAACAAUGGAAAUGUUCUGGCAUUCCUGUCUGGAAAAAAAGCUUUUAUAUUAUUCACAAUGUAGUUGAUAUUUUGCAUUGUACAAUAAAAGAAAUGCCUAAAUGGAAAUGAAGCCAAAGUUGUAAUUGAUCAAAAACAGCACCUCAGGAAAUUUUUUAAUUUCCCAGUUUUACUUUGAAAGAAAACAGAUUUAUCUUUUUUUUAAUUCUCUGGUAAUUGCAAUAUUCACGCUCUGCACAUCUGCUUUAGCUGCGUAGCAAGCCUGGCUUUCAGAGGUGCUGAGCAUCUGCAUAUCCCUGUACCUUUGCAGGAGGGAUAAGCAGUAUGCAGUCUGGGAGUGCACUGACCUUACUCUCUGCCAAAAUUAUGCCAUUUAGAAAAAUGAACCUUUAGGAUACAAGUUGAAGAAA
This is a messenger RNA of Strigops habroptila (Kakapo), 4144 nucleotides long. RefSeq names its product X-ray repair cross complementing 2 (gene XRCC2). Gene Ontology annotation, biological process: double-strand break repair via homologous recombination; DNA strand invasion. The record is from RefSeq and is a predicted model, not a curated record. Gene Ontology annotation, cellular component: centrosome; replication fork; Rad51B-Rad51C-Rad51D-XRCC2 complex. Gene Ontology annotation, molecular function: ATP-dependent DNA damage sensor activity; four-way junction DNA binding; ATP binding. The transcript is spliced from 3 exons. The coding region runs from base 559 to 1398 and encodes 279 amino acids. NCBI's taxonomy places the organism in Eukaryota, Metazoa, Chordata, Aves, Psittaciformes, Psittacidae.